Molecule: messenger RNA, 2287 nt
Organism: Gaeumannomyces tritici R3-111a-1
Lineage: Eukaryota; Fungi; Ascomycota; Sordariomycetes; Magnaporthales; Magnaporthaceae
Product: tetratricopeptide repeat domain-containing protein
Exons: 4
Coding region: 129-1109 (326 amino acids)
Biological process (GO): protein folding in endoplasmic reticulum
Cellular component (GO): EMC complex
Molecular function (GO): protein binding
Source: RefSeq, a predicted model, not a curated record
GCUCCGUGUCCCUUCCGCACGCAAAGCAAACGUCAUCUAUUCCACCGGACCGAUCCCGGCAGGGCAUUGAGAUCCACGAAAUCCCCUCCGUACUUGCCUUGACCUCCUACAUAUCAGCAGCGGAAGCCAUGGCGCCGUCACUUCUACAUCCGCCCGGCGACCUGUCACCGGCCGAGGCGUACAGCCUGUACAAAAAAGCGCCUUCGGAGCUGCGCGACUCGCCAGAGUCCAUCUCCGCCUCACCACUAUUGUCGCUCCUCUCCGCGCCCGAGACACCCGAGCUAUGGAUCAAGUAUGAGAACCUCCUGCAGCUAUGUCUGCGAGCAGGAGAUGAUGUCGCGGCGCAUCGGUUCUUAGAAAGGCUCGUCAAGCGCUUCGGCGACGACAACGAGCGCAUGAUGGCCUGGAAGGGUCUCAUCAAGGAGGCGACCGCCAAGAAUAAUGGAGAGCUGGAGGCUGUUCUCAAGGAGUACGACUCCAUACUUGCCGCCGAGCCCAACAAUAUCCCUAUUGCAAAGCGACGAAUAGCCCUCCUGCGAUCAUUAGGCCGUGUCCCCGACGCAGUGUCUGGCCUUGUAGCCCUGCUAGACAUGUCGCCGACUGAUGCCGAAGCCUGGUCGGAGCUGUCCGACGUUUACCUGUCUCAAGGCUUGUACCCUCAGGCCAUAUAUGCGCUGGAGGAGGUCUUGGUGCUCGUACCAAAUGCGUGGAAUUUACACGCCCGGUUAGGCGAGGUAUCAUACAUGGCUGCCACGGCCCAAUCCGCAGCAAACGACACGACGCCCAAGCACCUGUCUGAGGCCACAAAGAGGUUCUGCCGCAGCAUCGAACUCUGCGACGAUUAUCUGCGUGGAUACUAUGGGCUGAAGCUUGUAACUUCACGAUUGUUGCAAGCGCCCAUCGCGCACCGAGUCGGUGGCGAUCAGGGCGAUCUCAAGCUCCCAGAUACGGCCACUCUGAAGCAGCUCGACGAGCUAGCCACCCAGAAGCUCGCAGAAAUUGUCCGGCGGUACGCGGCAAGGGAGCCAAGCUGGCGCGGAUACGACGAGGCGGAGAUCAAGGCGGCCCGCGAGCUACUUGCGCUACACUCUCCCGAGGUUGCCAAGUAAUUCCCGUCCAUCAAGCACCCGCAACCCAAAAGCCAAGAGAAACAAAAAAAAAAAAACCAAAUAAAAGACGGAUCCUCGCUCCCGUCAAGGGCUUGCGAGGAGGAUGCAAGGGGCAUUCCCACCGAGCCGGCAUGAUACAUGACCAAACAGUGGGGAGGGGUCGCAACCCCAGUGACAGCUGUUCCAUGCCUGUCUAGAUGGCAUACUGCCGCCGGUUUAUGUGAGUCACUUUACAUCCGAGGGCGAUCAUGCUGUCGAAGCGCGCAAUCGCCGGGCUCCCAAGUGUCGGCCCCAACGACCUUAUUUUACCUACGACAGGAUGAGAGGGCGGACGAUGCAGGGUUGGGUCGGGUUGACUAUCCCGGCGCUCCGUUUGAUGUGGAUACUGGGACAAAGCACUGGGACAAAGUACAGGUACAUUGAGCGGGCAGAGGCAACCAGCCCGGCCAGGCCACCGGCUGUGGGUCAUUGGGCAUCGGGAGCUGCACGUGGCUCCACUUGGGCAAGAUCGAGGGGAUGGCUCGGGGGUCGGUCAGCAGUCAGCAGGCACAGGUGGGGAGAAGGCCAGGGCCGGCCGGGAGACGGCGCAGGUAGUAUUGGCCAGGCGCCGCAUCGGUGCUUCGCGGGCGGUGGAGCGACGGAAACAAAAAAAAAAAACAUUCGAACAGAGGCUCUGUGUUCCCUACUACCCCGACCCGGCAGGCAGCGAAGGGCUGGCCAAUCCGGAAUCCCAGAGAAUGUUCUGGUCGCCUUGUUGGGCAGAAAACAGAUGAUGCACUGCCCCUGAUUGGGCUGCGAGACUCGCGUUUUUUUGGUCAUGCAACCGCAGGCUGUGCCAGGACCCGCGGCGCUUUCAUCCCGAGGUAUUAUUUCUUCCCGAUAAGCAGCGGAUGACGUACCUACUGUUCGCUCAGCUGGAUGGUUCGCUCGCUGAACUGCAGGCCGUGGGUGCUCUGGGCGAGCAGACACCCAGCACUGGAUGUAGGUGUUCUCAUGAUACCGAAGUACUUGGCAGCCCGGUAGAUGAGAGGUCACAUUACACACCGCAAGUGCCUUCCAUGCUAUGCUGUGUGUGCCUGCUGCAAUAUUUAUUUGUGUGCCAGCUCCUUCGAUCGACCACGUGUCCGGCAGCAAUACAGACAGUGUGUAUUAGUAGGGAGGCUUAAAGUCAACUGUGC